This is a messenger RNA of Acromyrmex echinatior (Panamanian leafcutter ant), 345 nucleotides long. RefSeq lists its product as uncharacterized. Gene Ontology annotation, biological process: male courtship behavior; chemosensory behavior; sensory perception of taste. NCBI's taxonomy places the organism in Eukaryota, Metazoa, Arthropoda, Insecta, Hymenoptera, Formicidae. The record is from RefSeq and is a predicted model, not a curated record. Gene Ontology annotation, cellular component: membrane; axon; neuronal cell body.
AUGAAGUAUAGAAUUCAGGACAUAUGGACAUUUAAAUAUAAUUUCGAACAUAUAUUCGGAUAUUCUGUUUCCAUUCUGAAUAACAUCUUAUUUCUCACAUUAAACUACAUAUGUCAAACUAUUUACUAUAAGACAAACAAGACAAUAGCAAUUCUUCACAAAUUGUCCAAUUAUAAUCUCGAUGAGGAGUUACGCAAACAGAUUUUACAAUUUAUAUUGCAAAUAAAACUCAGGGAAGUAAAAUUUGGCAUAGGACAGUUUCACUAUGGAUAUGAUUUCAUUUACCAGAUGUACAGUGCAGUUUUGGCCUUCCUGAUAAUUUUAAUACAGGAAUGAGGAAACAGC